AUGAUGGCGUAUAUCGAAUUCUCCGCCAUUGACUUCCUGCUGCACGAGGGCAGAGUGCUCUACAACUUUCAGGUGCGCUUCGGUGGGCGCUGGUGCUGGGUGGUGAGCAAGACGUACGAGCAAUUCGUGGAGUUACACGUGCAGCUCGAGAGACACUACGGCGCGAUCAACCUGCCGCACCUGACAGGGCAGGUGCGGCCGUGGGCCCGAAACACCUCUUCAACAGCCACCGGCCGCCUCCCCAAGUUGGAGUCAUACCUUAACGAGGCACUUGUGUCGUCACCGUUCUGGUCUCCGCGCCUGUAUGACGUGGAGUUGGAGGACCCGGAUGGCGGCUCAGUGACUGUGCACUUGAACAAGUUCCUCUGCGCCUUCCUCGAAGUGCAGGAACACACAGUGAGCACCUCACCAACUCGGUCGCAGGCAAAAACCGUCACGGCUCCACAUGCGAAGGCGGUGUGGGCACCACAAACAGCAGCAGGAACAGCGGCAACGGUAGAAAAAGUGGCAGGCGCGCUGGCCUCCGCGCCACUGACGCGUACUGGGCAGGCGACAGCGUCUGCGGCGCCACAGCUGACGGCGACCGAGAGCGCAGCACCGCAGCCACAACAACAGCAGUCGUCUCCGUCAUCAUCGGCGGCGGCAGCGGAGCACCCUGCGCCGGCCCUAGAAGCGCGGCUGCAUUCCAUCAUGAAGAGAAGCUCGCGCGACGACUCGGAGGAGCUGGCACUAGUCGCCUCCGCCUCCACCAUUACGUCGCAGAUCAUUGCCAACGUGAAGGACUUCAGCAUUCUCGAGCGGGACCACAUCGACUACUUCAUACACGUGUCGCUCUGUGGCCAUCACUGGGUGAUGACGAAGCGGUACAGCGAAUUCCGCAAUCUGCACAACAGCCUUAAGGCGGUGUACGGGGAGGGCACGGUGCCGCUGCUGGGCCACAGCAUGGUGCCAACGUGGCGCAAGCUGACUAUAGAGACGGGCGAGAUGCGCAAGAAGUGCUUCAACCAGUUCUUGCAGGAGGUCGUGAUGAGCGUCGAUGGCUGGGAGCCGCAGGGGCUUCUGGCAAGUUUCGAACUCUCGCGGCAUACCGUGCUCGGUGACACGACGCGCUUCACAGUGUACGUCAACCAGAUACUCUUCGAUUUCCUUGACUUCGCGCCGCACAUUGAUGCACUAAGUGGCGAGGCGGCAGCUAAGGCGGUCGUGGAGCAGCGUGCAACACUACCGGAGGCUGUCAAGGUAGCGUACGACAAGCGGGCACUUGAAGAGAAGCGGCUGCGGAUGCAUGAAAGCAUCGCCCGCAACGAGCGGCACCUACGGCCUCUCCAGGACGAUCAGUUGCAGGUGCUGCUCGACCGUAUCGCUCUGCUUGACGAUGACCGCGACAUCAUUCGCAUGUUUAAGCGGCUUCUCGCAACGGGUGAGGUGGCUACGGACGUGCGCUCCUCCUUCGCCGAUGUCGUCGCCGACGGCUCGCCAGAGGAUGGGGACGGGCGUGGGCAGGAACCGCAGCAGGAGCAGAGGAAAGAAGGGGGAAGGGACGACAUGAGCGCUGUCGUGGGUCUGACAGCGCGGCAGCUGGCGAGUAUAACGGAGCGGCUGUUUUUCAACGACACCAAGGUGGAGUCGAUCCGACUCUUUGCGGAUGUUCUCAUCAACGCCGAUGACCUACAGGACGUUUUCGACACGUUGUGGUUCGGCUGGGAGGAGGCCCGUGCGGAGGUGGAGCAGAUUCUGACGAGGCGAUGA
Messenger RNA from Trypanosoma grayi, 1749 nucleotides. RefSeq lists its product as hypothetical. NCBI's taxonomy places the organism in Eukaryota, Euglenozoa, Kinetoplastea, Trypanosomatida, Trypanosomatidae. The coding region runs from base 1 to 1749 and encodes 582 amino acids. The transcript has a single exon. The record is from RefSeq and is a predicted model, not a curated record. Gene Ontology annotation, molecular function: phosphatidylinositol binding.